AUGUUUGCUGUACCAGAUGUAUCUGUCAAAAUGUCUGCUGUACCAGAUGUGUCUGACAAAAUGUCUGCUGUACCAGAUGAGUCUGACAAAAAGUCUGCUGUAUCAGAUGUGUCUGACAAAAAUUCUGCUGUAUCAGAUGUGUCUGUCAAAAAGUCUGCUGUAUCAGAUGUGUCUGUCAAAAUGUCUGCGGCAUCAGAUUUGCUCUACAACCUCGGUCUUCUCAAGAUCCGAACCUUGCAGAUCAACCGCAGCCAAGUCUACCUGGCCUGUUACCAUGGCAACCCGUUUGUGAAGAAGGUGCUGAAGGUGUACGAGAACGAGCCCGAGUCUCUGGAAGUCUUCAAGACGGAGCUCUCCCUCCUGCAGAGGAUCCAGCACCCCAACAUCAUCCCCAUCGAGGCCGCCUUCAAGCUGCCCUUCCACAGCGUCAUCGUCAUGCCGUUCUGCGAGUGGGGCGCCCUGACCAACGUCGUGGGCAGGAUCGACCUCAGCCACUUCGACCACUACUUCCUGCAGCUGUGCAGCGCCAUCAAGUACCUGCACGGCCAGGGCAUCGCCCACAGGGACAUCAAGCUGGACAACAUCCUGCUGGACGCCUUCCAGCGCGUCUACAUCACGGACUUUGACCUGUCCUGUACUGUCGAGCCUGAGAACCCCACUGUCCAUUACAAGGGGGGAACAUUUCCUUACAUGGCGCCUGAGAUGUUGGCUGAGCCUGAUGGAUCUUACGAUGGAUUUAAGAUCGACAUGUUCGCCUUUGGUGUCGUCAACUACGCCAUGUUGUUUCAACAAGUCAUCAUCGAGCCCGAGGACUACCUGGAGGAGACCCGGGCGUUCCCCUGGCCUGAGCCCAUGUUGUUUCACAAGGCCAUCCUGGAGAACUUGCUGCUGCCCGACCCUGGGGCGAGGUGGGGAAUCCUGACGUUGAUAGAAAACCUUAGCACUGUCCCCUCGUUGGCUGAGAGAGCCAAAUUCCUGUAA
This is a messenger RNA of Physella acuta, 981 nucleotides long. RefSeq lists its product as uncharacterized. Gene Ontology annotation, cellular component: nucleus; cytoplasm. The record is from RefSeq and is a predicted model, not a curated record. Lineage: Eukaryota; Metazoa; Mollusca; Gastropoda; Physidae. Gene Ontology annotation, molecular function: protein serine/threonine kinase activity; ATP binding. Gene Ontology annotation, biological process: protein phosphorylation; mitotic DNA damage checkpoint signaling.